Molecule: messenger RNA, 2115 nt
Organism: Brenthis ino (lesser marbled fritillary)
Lineage: Eukaryota; Metazoa; Arthropoda; Insecta; Lepidoptera; Nymphalidae
Source: the annotation of a GenBank genome assembly
AUGGAUAUUUAUGGAUAUUUUCUAAUGAUGACGGUCAUAACAAUGACUGUACUUACCAAUGGAGACCUAGUAGAGAAUACCACAACGACACUUACCCCAAUUUUAGCUUCUGCGUGUUCUACCCUAGGUUUAGGAGAUGUAGACUUUCAAAUGGUAGACUUAAUAGCAGUAUAUAGAUUAGAUAAGGCAGACACUACUGGUGUCACAUUAGUCCAAGGUUCACAGGAUUUGCAAAGAGCUUAUAGGAUUGGUGAUGGUGCUAAUUUGACUCUACCUUUGCGAAAGGUAUUCCCGAACGGAUUACCAGACCAGUUCAGUGUAAUCAGUACAUUUAAUGCGCAUAACCAACAUCGUCCGUGGAGCUUAAUACGAGCUCGAUCGCAAACACUCCAGUUCUCUUUGACUUUGCUACCCAAUGUUAAGAAACUGGCUGUAUUUGUGCAAGGAUCGAGGGUCUUGUUCUCAUCUCCAGAGUUGUUCAGAUCAGGAUGGCAUAAGAUUCAUGUAGCGAUAACGAAUGAUACAGUUUACGCUGCAGUGGAUUGUGUCGAGCUAGAACCAGAAAGCAUUAGUCCUCACGACUUUACCAAUGCGACGUCAAUAACAAUAAUUACGAACGACAACGGAACACCGGCACCUAUUGACCUGCAAUGGUUAUCGUUGAGCUGCGAUCGCUAUAACUUGAGGGAAGACAAUUGUGAAGAAAUAGACAAUGAUAUACCAGAGCUAUUGAUUGUAACAUCUCCACCGUUAUUACCUGGAAAUCAAAUAUUGGAGCCGAUAUGUAAUCAAACAUGCCCACCGGGUCCCGAUGGUCUUCCGGGAGCGAAAGGCGAGCAAGGCCCUAGAGGUUACACAGGGUUGCCGGGUGUACGCGGAGUAAGUGGGCCGCCGGGGUCGGAGGGGCCUUCGGGGCCUAAGGGAGAGAAGGGAGAGAGGGGAUUACCGGGGAGUGCUGACAACGUGACUUUAGUGUCUGGUCCGUCGGGUGCGCCGGGGCGGCGUGGGGCGAAGGGGGAUAAAGGCGAUCAGGGGUUAAAAGGCGAACCGGGUGAGGCAGGGUUAGUAGGACUAGCUGGACUACCAGGUCUAGACGGAAAAGAUGGAUUGCCAGGGCCCCCAGGUCCUAUGGGGCUUCGAGGGGAGCCAGGGCCUAUCGGGCCUCCAGGACCAGCUUCUAACAUUACCUUUCCUUUGAGUCAUGGAGCAAAAGGAGAAAAGGGUAGUCCUGGUAAGCCGGGGCGUGACGGCGAGCCCGGACUGAGAGGACCACCUGGGAACGCUGGAGUUGCUGGCAUUCCCGGAUUACAAGGUCCUCCAGGUGUGCCAGGGAUGCCAGGGGAAAGAGGGCUACCAGGUACACAAGGGCUUCCCGGGGAAAGAGGGCCUGAGGGACCUCAGGGUCCUGAAGGUCAAAGAGGGUCACCGGGACCUCCCGGACCUCCUGGAGUAACAACUAGUGCAUCUAGUGUGAGUGUCCCGGGCCUUCCCGGGGCCCCGGGCGAAAAUGGACAGAAGGGGGAUCCAGGGAUUCCGGGAUUUCCCGGUAAGGAUGGGUUGGAUGGAGCGCCGGGGCCCCCGGGCGCGCGCGGCCCGCCCGGGGCCCCCGCGCCUAAUAGUAUUACUGUGCAGUCGCCAUCUUUAUCGGAAGGGGAUGUUAGGAAUAUAUGUGAAGACUUAAUAAGGGCACGAUUCCAGGAACUAUCAGCUAGUUUGAUCGCUUCAACCGUUGCUCCCAGUGUUAGAAGAGGAGCUCCGGGAAGACCAGGGCCUGCGGGCUCGCCGGGUAUACCAGGGGAACCAGGAGGUAUGGGUCCGAGGGGCUAUCCAGGGGAAACAGGGGAACCAGGACGACCAGGGAGUGAUGGGCCGCGAGGAGAUAAGGGAGAAAAAGGGGACAGAGGGCCAGAUGGUAUCGGUAUACCAGGGCCUGAAGGUCCGGGUGGAAGGCCAGGGCCGUCGGGUCCGCCGGGCCCUGAAGGACGCACCGGUUCUCACGGGGAUCCGGGGCGAGAAGGCCCAAUAGGUCCGCGGGGGUUCCCCGGACCAAGAGGUUCCUGCGAGUGUCCCGUCGCGUACUAUGCGUAUGCGCCGGUUGGGAACAACAAGGGACCC